This is a messenger RNA of Penicillium cataractarum, 981 nucleotides long. Its product is annotated as Aldehyde/histidinol dehydrogenase. Gene Ontology annotation, molecular function: succinate-semialdehyde dehydrogenase (NAD+) activity. Lineage: Eukaryota; Fungi; Ascomycota; Eurotiomycetes; Eurotiales; Aspergillaceae. The record is from RefSeq and is a predicted model, not a curated record. The coding region runs from base 1 to 981 and encodes 326 amino acids. The transcript has a single exon.
AUGAUAACACGGAAAAUCGCGCCCGCAUUGGGGGCGGGAUGUGCGGUCGUUAUUAAACCUCCGUCGGAAACCCCAUUCACAGCAUUAGCAUUCGCAAAAUUAAUGGUUGACGCUGGCUUCCCUACAAAUGUCGUUCAGGUCGUUCCGACUAGGGAUAGAGCUGUUAGCUCUGAGUUGGCGGUCAAUCCACUGAUAAAGAAGAUAAGUUUUACUGGGUCCACGGGUGUUGGGAAAGGAUUGGCAAAGCUGGCUGCGGGUACACUGAAAAAGGUCAGUCUCGAGCUUGGUGGCAAUGCUCCCUUUAUUGUCUUUGAAGACGCAGAUCUUGAUCUCGCUGUCGAGGGGGCUAUGGCUUCAAAAUUCCGGUGUUCUGGGCAGACUUGUGUGUGUACAAAUCGGUUUUAUGUGCAAAAGAGUGUCAUCGAGGAGUUUACGCAGAAGCUCGUUACAAAAGUCAAGCAGCUCAAAUGUGGUCCCGGCCUUGAGGUAAAUUCGACACAGGGCCCUCUAAUCAACAAAUCCGCUGUGCAAAAGGUACAAGAUCAUAUUGCCGACGCUGUUGGCAAGGGUGCUGAGGUGCGAACUGGGGGCACGAUUCCUGAAGGACUCGAAAACGGGUUCUUUAUUGAGCCGACUGUGCUCACUGGGGUGGCAGAAGAAAUGAAAGUUUCACAAGAAGAAACUUUUGGCCCAUUAGCACCGAUAUUUGCUUUCGAGAGUGAAGAGGAGGUGGUGAGGUUGGCAAACAAUACUGAGUUUGGUCUUGCGGGUUAUCUCUACUCGAGAGAUAUCGGGCGGGUGAUGCGUCUUGCGCAGAAACUCCAGCUUGGCAUGUGUGGUGUUAAUACAGGCAAGGUGAGUGCAGUGGAGGCGCCGUUUGGAGGAAUCAAGGGGAGUGGAUAUGGUCUUGAAGGCAGCAAGUAUGGCAUGGCCGAGUAUCAGACCCUCAAAACUGUGACUAUUGGCAACAUAGAUCACUAA